Messenger RNA from Medicago truncatula (barrel medic), 2782 nucleotides. RefSeq names its product protein ESSENTIAL FOR POTEXVIRUS ACCUMULATION 1. The record is from RefSeq and is a predicted model, not a curated record. Lineage: Eukaryota; Viridiplantae; Streptophyta; Magnoliopsida; Fabales; Fabaceae. The transcript is spliced from 4 exons. The coding region runs from base 1555 to 2166 and encodes 203 amino acids.
AUGUGUUUUAUCUAUUAAAAAAAAUAAGGGGGGGAAAAGCAUGUGGAUAGAGAUGAAGAUGGAGGAUCUUAUAAAGUAGCUGAUGAGGUGCAUAUUAACAAAGAAUCAGCACUUGAAGAAAAUACUUAUGUUCAUCCUGGUACUGGAUGACGUGCCACAUCGCUGUGUGAACAACCAAAUAGUCUCGUGCAUGAUAGCAAAGAUGUGCUUGGCGAUGCCAGGUCAAGAAACUCAGAUAUCAAAUGGUCACACCAACCAAAAGAUUUUCGUACUCAGUGGGAAAAUAAUUUCGACUAUUUAUCCGAUACCAGAGAUGGAGCGAAGUGGCAAUCUAGCGAAGAUUUAACUGUUAAAAGACAACUAACUGGCUUUAUGGAUGGUGAACUGGAAACUAUGAGACGUCCGCAGACUCCUCCAGAGGAGUUAUCACUUUUCUAUAAAGAUCCUUGGGGUCAAGUUCAAGGUCCAUUCAAAGGAAUUGAUAUUAUUGAAUGGUUCGAGGCUGAAUAUUUUGGUAUUGAUUUACUAGUUCGUCUGGAAAGUGCAGCAGCUCACUCACCAUGGUUGCAACUUGGCGAUGUAAUGCCCCAUUUACGAGCUAAAGCCUGACCACCACCGGGGUUCCCUACAACAAAACUUGACACUACUGAGGCACCUGUUCGACAAAGUUCUAGUACCUAUGGGAAUAUUCAUAUUGGGUCGAGUGAGGUUGAGAUGUUGAGAAAUAAUUCCAUGCAUAGAUUGGGUUCUGCUACUGAAGCUGAAAAUAAGUUUUUGGAGUCAGUCAUGUCUGGUAGCAAGAACAGUCCCCCACUUGAAAACCUGACAUUAUCUGAAGGAAUACAAGGAUUUACUGGAAUCAGUUCUGCUAAUUUGGGCCCAUCAGAGUUGAUGGUGGAAACAACCCAUACUUGCUGGACCAGAGGAUGGCUCUUGAACGACAGAGGUCCUUAUCAAAUCCUUAUCCAUAUUGGCCAGGGAUUGAUGCAGCAUCCCUUCCUCCAAAAUCAGACAUUGUUCCAGAUGCAUCACCACAUUCAAAACUCAUGUCUUCUUUGAGCGACAGUUCUCGGCAACAUCAAUCCAAAAAUUCUGAGUUGAUCUCUGGUAUCCAAGGAUUGUCUGACGGGGCGUCUACAUGCUUAAGUAAUGGUGUUUCCGGUUGGUCAAAUUAUCCCUUACAAGGUGGACUGUAUCCCCUUCAGCAUAACAUUGACUUGCAUUGUGAUCAAAAUUUUAUACCAUUUGGAAUGCAACAACAAAUGUAUCAAGCGCCAAACCAAUUGUCUUUAAACAACUUAAUAGCUCAAACUGCAGAUAACCCAUCUAUUAUUUUGUCUCAGGAUCCGCAUAAAGUGAACAUGUUGCAACAACAAUACUUGCUGCAGUUGCAUUCUCAGGCCACUUUUCCUGCACAUCAGAUGCCUUUAUUAGAUAAAAUCCUAUUUUUCAAGCAGCAGGAGGAGCAACAACUGUUGAUGCGCCAACAAUAGCAACUACUUUCUCAAGUGCUGCAGGGGCAGCAAUCUCACCAGCACUUUGGUGAUUUAUCUUAUGGACAGUUGCAGGUUGGUGGAAUACGAAUGGAGAAUUUGCAUGUGGAACCUUCUCCACGCUAAAAGGAGCCGGAAAAAAUCUACAAAAUCAAAGGGUUCAGGGUCUAAGAUUUCAAAGCCAGUUGCUUCUGGUGAAACACCAAUAAGUUCAAGUCCCAUUGAAAAGGGAAAAAGCUCUCGCUCUGUGCAGCAGGAGAAAGAACAACUGCCUACUAUACCUUCAGGACCCUCUCUGGGAGAUUUUGUUCUUUGGAGGGGAGAACCAACAAGCCCAUCUCCUUCUCCAGCUUGGACAAUUGAUUCUGGUAAGGUUCAUAAACCACUGUCAUUAAGGGACAUUCUAAAGGAACAGGAGCAAUUUACUACCCCUCAGAAAUCACAGCCUGCCAAAUCCGCUCAGAGUAGUGGUCCUUCACGGACAAUUUCAACUCCAUCAAAAGUUGCAUCUUCUAGCCACAUAAACUCCCAAGCUUUUCAUUCAAUAUACAAAGGGGAUGAUGACAUGUUUUCGGGUGCAAUUGAGCAAUCUAAGCUAGAAACUAUGCAAUACAAGUUUCCUCGAAUUUUGCUUGAAGCAAUCAAGAUCCGAAGCAGAGAUGUUUCUGAUUGAAAAUCUUGGAUCAUAUGACCCAGAUCAUGAAUUCAUCGAUAAAUUUCUCAAUUACAUGGAGUUACUACCUUCCGAAGUUCUGGAAAUAGCUUUUCAGACUCAGAAUGAUCGGAGAGUCGGUGGAGGCGUGAUAUCUGGAAAUAUAAAUUUACAGGAUCUGCGACAGACAGAUGGAUCCUUCUCAAAAGGUGGAAAGAAGGGUAAGAAAGGGAAAAAGGUUAGUGCCGCAGUUUUGGGAAGAAAAGGAUGUUAUUGAUGAGUAAAUAAAAAUUUGCAUAUGUUUUAUACACCGACCGUCUUUUGGAUUAUCGAUCGCCUAUUGUUCCGAAGAUCAUCUGUAUUAACACUUUCUUUUCUUUUCAGUUAGAAUGUUAUCGUGUGAUUUAAAAAGAAUCUGAACUAAAAUGAGUAUGUGAUAUCCCUUGCAAAUCUCCUGGUCAUCCAUUAUUUUGAAUGCAGUAUUCAUCUCUUCUGUCUCCGGUCACAUGCUCUAGCAGGUGUAUAGUUGCAAAUCCGCUUGUAGAACAAGUAAGCAUAAGAAAGAAAUUGCUUUGGUGAAUUUAUGACAUUGCAAACAUAAAUAUGCAAUGAUCAGCAAAUUUUGUUUUUACCAUAA